CCCUUACUUCUUGGACACUACGCUGAAAACCACUAUGAAAGCCUGGACAUUGCAAUUAAUGGUAUGUUUGAGUCUACUAUUUCUACCAAAACUGAUUGUCCUUUAAUCAAUAGAUGAUCCUGUCACAGAAACUGAAUCCAGCAACGAACUAGAAGUUACAAGUAUGAUGACACGCGAUCUGCCAAUUAAACUCACAUCACUUUAGGUCUAUGAAUUUUGUAACUAGACAAAGCAGUACACUGUUGUUUGCAAGACUUGGAAGCUGUUGAAGCACAGGCCACUGAAGCGGUUCCAAGUAGUUUACCAAAGAAACAAAGACUUCAUCCGUUUUAUGUUGUGUCAUUGAAAGAGCAGAAAGAAGUGGAUGAAAUGAUGGCUACAGCAUUUCAUGAAGAGACUAGUAGCACACCUCUCAGAUGUUCCAACUUCCUCGGUUUAGUAACAGUUGGUGACAUAUCACGACUACAUCCCAAACGAUGGCUCAAUGACAAUCUAAUCAAUGCAUUGUCACGUUAGUGGGAAAUUGAUGCUCAGCUUGUGGGAAAGAAAGUUAAAGCAUUAAAUACCUAUUUUUUUGAAAAGCUGGACAAAGAGGGCCCUCAAGCUUUAAGACCAUGGACAAGGAAAUGGCUGGUGAGAUCACACCAAGAAAAUCAAACACAGUAUGUCACAAGUGCUUGAUUGUAAAUUAUAUAGAAAGAACUUCUUCAUUAUGAUAUUCUCAUAAUGCCCAUACAUUGGCCUAUAAAGCAGCAUUGGUGUUGUACUGUUUGUCGUUUAGUUUGUCUAAACCUUGUUUUGAACUAGUGGCAAGAAUAUUUUAGAUUAUAGACAUUAACAAGAAAGAAAUUCGUUACUAUGAUCCACAAAUGAUUAUGUGCUCAGACGUUUUUCCUAAGACAAGACAGUGGUUGUCAGAUACAGCAAGACAGACAGGAGAAACAUAUGUGGAUGGUAACUGGCGUGACAUUACUGUGAAAAAUGCUCCAAGGCAGCUAGACAGUUGCAGCUGUGGCGUCUACUGUUUAAUGUACAUGAGACAAGAAGCAGUCGCUAAUAACCAACACUUCUGUGAGAGUGACAUUGAUGAAAUUCGAUCUUGGCUAGUGCACAGACUAAUAACAUUUUCAGCUCAAAGCGUAACAACUCAGCAAAGCUCACCCUUGGAAACCGAUACCAAAACCAAAAACUCAAGUGAGAACAUGGAAAGUUUGCAGUCUCAGCUGUUUGAUACCUCGCUGCUGCGACUUUGUCAAACAGCGGCAAGUUCAGAAGAAUGGAGAGCAGAAGAUGACGAUAAUAUGCAACUCAGAGAACAUAGUAUAGCGCCUGGAGACUGCUGGCUUAGCAUUGAUCCCUGGGUAGCUUUGUGGUUGGACUACAGAAGUUUUAACAACAUGCCUCCUUUGAAAACAGCUGGUGAUUUUGUUUUGGUGAGCAUUGACCAACACAUACAGCAGAGGGAAUUUACUUCAAGCACCACAACCUUUGACAUAUGUCUACUACCAGCAAUUGAUUUGUUCAAAUUCUGGAGCACAUACAAGUGCAAGAAACCACGCCCAAACACUGUCCAUAGGAAUGGAAAAGAAUACCUAGCUCUUGACAGGUCUAUAGUAGAUGAUCUGUGCGUAUGGAUACGUGAAAUGAGAGAGCAGUUUGAGAAGCAUGGGAGAAACAUUUCUUAUUAA
Messenger RNA from Corticium candelabrum, 1688 nucleotides. RefSeq lists its product as uncharacterized. NCBI's taxonomy places the organism in Eukaryota, Metazoa, Porifera, Homoscleromorpha, Homosclerophorida, Plakinidae. The record is from RefSeq and is a predicted model, not a curated record. Gene Ontology annotation, biological process: proteolysis. Bases 870 to 1688 code for a protein of 272 amino acids. The transcript is spliced from 11 exons. Gene Ontology annotation, molecular function: cysteine-type peptidase activity.